UGUUAGUUGAACAUACUAGACGUCACGUAGUAAAUCCUGUAGUGAACGAGUGCGUUUAUAAAAUGGUGUCAUUAACGUUAAAUAAUCCUGUCGUGCAAGCAUAUAUCGUGCAUUCUGCGAUAUUAGCCCUCAAGUUAUUAUCACUAACAGUUCUUACAGCACUAGCACGUAUGACACGAAGAAUAUUUGCUAAUCCAGAGGAUGCGAAAAUGCUCAGAGGAGGAAAGGUCAAGUACGAUGACCCUGUCGUUGAGAGAAUUCGCCGAGCCCACUUGAACGAUUUGGAGAAUAUUCCGGCAUUUUGGAUACUCGGAGCGUUUUAUGUGACUACUGGACCGGCAGCAACAUUCGCAACGCUUCUUUUCCGAUUGUUUACCGUGUUCCGUAUUCUGCACACCAUCGUUUACGCUGUUAUCCCAUUACCUCAGCCUUCAAGAGCUAUAGCUUUCGGCAUACCUUACAUCAUAAUGCUGUACAUGGGUAUCCAAGUAAUCCUGUAUUAUGUCACAGCACUUGAUCCUGCCGUGCAAUCGUACAUUUUAUAUUCGGGUAUUUUGGGUUUAAAAUUAUUGGCCGUUACAAUAUUAACCGGCAGAGUGCGUUACGCUAAAAAAGUGUUUGCAAAUGAAGAGGACGCGAAGCGCACAAAGGGCAAGGUGAAGUACGAUGACCCCGACGUUGAACGAGUGAGACGCGCUCACUUGAACGAUCUCGAGAACAUUCCAGUGUUUUGGGUGCUUGGGGCACUCUAUCUUACAACAGCACCUGAGGCUGCCUGGGCAACUCUGCUGUUUCGAGUGUACACAGCUGGACGAAUACUUCACACUAUUGUGUACGCAGUAAAACCAUUACCUCAACCGGCGCGAGGCAUCGCCUUUGGUAUUCCUUUCAUAAUUACUGUGUACAUGGGUUUCAAAGUAGUUACACAUUUUAUAACUGCUUUGUAGCAAUAUAUUUGGUAUGUUUCGACUGUGAAAUAAUUUUGUAAUGGAUGAAAUGGUUUUUUUUAUUAAAUGGUUGA
This is a messenger RNA of Bombyx mandarina (wild silkworm), 1021 nucleotides long. RefSeq names its product microsomal glutathione S-transferase 1. The record is from RefSeq and is a predicted model, not a curated record. Lineage: Eukaryota; Metazoa; Arthropoda; Insecta; Lepidoptera; Bombycidae. Gene Ontology annotation, cellular component: membrane.